This is a messenger RNA of Salvelinus fontinalis (brook trout), 3432 nucleotides long. Its product is annotated as sorting nexin-6. Bases 135 to 1244 code for a protein of 369 amino acids. Gene Ontology annotation, molecular function: phosphatidylinositol binding. The transcript is spliced from 14 exons. The record is from RefSeq and is a predicted model, not a curated record. Lineage: Eukaryota; Metazoa; Chordata; Actinopteri; Salmoniformes; Salmonidae.
UACUUAGUGUGUCUGUGUUUGUGCACCGCUGCCGUUAGGAGACAAAGGAUCUGUGCUUUUAUAUUUGUAUCAAAUUUACAGUUUUACCACACUAAAGACGUUGGGGGAGUGACUGCACAUACAGUAGUUAGAAAAUGAUGGAAGAGGCUAGAGAGGGGUCACUUAGUGUGAGUGCCCAAACUAUCCGGGUCUCUGAGGCCGUGAGAGACGGGGAUGCACUGACCUUCAUAGUCAUGUCCCAGAAGUUGUCAGGCAGUGGGGAAUACCAUGUGGCUAGGACUCAUGAGGACUUUCAGUGGUUGCAGCAGUGUCUGUUCUCUCAGGAGGUGGUGCCUGGGAUACUGGGUGUCAUUUUUCCUCCUCUACCAGCCAAACCUCAGUUGAAUGCACCAACCAAAGUUCUGAAACAACUUGGUUUCUUGGCCAUGGGGGAGGACUGGCGUAUGUACUGCAUGGCACUGGAGACCUAUCUCCAGCAGGUGGCAGCACACACCAUGCUCAGCAAGAACAAAUGCCUGGAGAACUUCCUCACUAGCUCAGAGCCCCCAGGUCGUCAGAGGGUGAGGAAGGGUAUCUUCAAUCGCCUGAGCCAGGCCAUGGAAGGGAUGAGGAAGGAGGGCCACAAGGAUGUGGAUGACUUUUUUCAGACUGAGCGUGAUAACAACUUAACCCUCACUGGGUGCUCCAAAUCAGCAACAGAGAGGUUCAUUGAUGUGGUGCUGACAGAACAAAAACUAGCAGUGGCUUGUGGACACUUCUCAACCGCUCUGCAUCUCUGUGUGGAGCAGGAAGAAGACUCGGCUGUCCUGGCCUUCUCAAAGAUAUGUGUCAAGCUGUCUGAGGUCAUAGAUUCAAUCAAGAGAAACUUUGAGAGUGUUGCUGAGAACAACUUUAGCACUCUGGGGCUGGGGCUGGAUCUGGAGUCUCGUUGCCAAGAGGCAGAAAAGGAGAUGCUGUACAGGAGGACCUGUAAGCUUGUGGUGCUAGAAACAGCCAGCAGGAAUGCAGAGAGAGCCAAGCCUGUAAAGACAGCUGCUAUGGACGAAUUGAAGGUGGCAGCUGAGAAGGAGUUUGAUCAUAUAUCUGGAGUGGCUAAACAGGAGAUAGCAAGGUUCCACAGUACUCGUGUGGAGUUGUUACGCCAGGCUUUGAUUCUGUGGUGUGAGAAGCAGCUUGAAACAGCCAGGGACACCUCCUUCCGCUACAGCGAGCACUUGCAGGCCUUCAAAGGGCUGGGGGAGUGACCACCACCGGCCAGACACACCCCCUCCCAUGACUGCCACACACCCAUCUGACCCACCUGAACACAGUUUGACUGUCUGAGCACCUCACACUAAAUAUGUCCAUGUAUUGUCUAUGUAUGCGUCAAACCCUGCUUCCAUUAAACUUGUAAAUGUAAGGAAAUCAGUAUAAUCCUUAUAGCAAUAAUAACCCAAUAGCUUUGUCUCUCUCUCAGUCACAUACUGUGUCCUUUGUCCAAACCCCCUCCCCCUCUCCUUAGCACUUUAGCAGAGAGGGAGUUGGAUUGUCUCUGUCAGUAUUGUGCAAUGGUGCAGACAUUGAGGAGAGAGAUCUCUAGCCAUUGCCACAUCAGCAGUAAGGGUCACACAAAAUAAAGCAUGAUGAACUGAUUGCCCAACUCUCUGGCUGCCUGUGUGUGUUUCUCACUCCAGGGUCAUUAAUCAGUGUGUUAGACUCCGCCCAAGGACACUCCCACUCUCUCUGUAUUCUGACUCUGGGACUGUUCCCUCUGCUCUUCCCUCUGUUUGGUUUAUACGCUGAUUCAAUGACUGUUCUUUCUUCUGGUGCUUCCUCAACUAACUGUGGCUGGGCCCUAAGAUGAUCCUUCUAUUACUGAAUGUGAGUGUACUCUAGGCUGUCCAAUUCAAAAAGACUACUAACUCUACCCCUUGGCACAUGUUUGGAUGUGUUAUGUAUAAGCAAUAUGGUAAUAGUUAUGGUAGGCUGGUAUUGCUUAAACUUCUUCAUCCUCCCAAAUCUCCAUAAGUGGUUGGGGGUCAAUUCUGGGAUGGGUCGAUCCUAUAACUGAUCUUUGUGCUGUUCUCUCCCCUGACUCUCCACUGUGGCUGACCCCUGACUCUUGAUCCCUGACUCUCCACUGUGGCUGAUCCCUGACUCUUGAUCCCUGACUUUUAACUGUGGCUGAUCCCUAACUCUUGAUCCCUGACUUUCCACUGUGGCUGAUCCCUAACUCUUGAUCCCUGACUCUCCACUGUGGCUGAUCCCUGACUCUUGAUCCCUGACUCUCCACUGUGGCUGAUCCCUGACUCUUGAUCCCUGACUCUUCACUCUAUCACUCUUCACCCUGUGUUGACUCUGCUGGCCAUAUCUAUGAGGAUGCUGCUGUGUCUUUGAGCUUUUUUGUCUUGGUCUGUAAUCUGUGAGUUGUGGGGAGGAGUAAAUCCCAUCACAGUAAUCAGGGAGAAAGGAAGAGUGCAGGAUGUGGUAAUCUGACAGUGAAGGAGUGUUUGGACACAGCAGAGAUGGUCUUGACAUCAGGCUACAUACUGCUGUAUUCACCGUGUUCUGGAGUCAAGAUAACCCAGCCGUAAAGCCCACUGCUGCUCUCAACAGCAUUGCAAUUCACCUAUCCCAUUUCAAAUACCUGUAUAUCCAUUUUACUUGCUUGUAAAUCUGCAUGCUCUGAUUUGGUGCAUGCAUUCAAGAUAGUCCCAAUCAGUGAUGUUAUUGAAUUUAUCAGGAGUUGGCUGUAUGUUCUAACUAUGCAUGUUUUCUGUUGGCAUGUUUCCUCACUCUCCCUCUUCCUGUUUACUGGUGUUGCGGUUCCUGUUUACUGCAUGUGAUUAACUAUCAAGGCAAUUACAUGCAAUCCCCUGUUAGCCACUGGCAUACGUUUCACUCAGUAAUCUAUACAGAGGUCACUGCAUCAUUGUUCUCGACAUGUGGAAUCAAUUCAAUCAGACUGGAAUACAUUCUGUGCCUGAUGCUGUGAGCAGAAUUUAAUACAGAACAUUGUUCAUUUUGUAAAUCUUACCAAUAAUACAAUUAUGCUCAGAAAAUCAUGUGAGAAUUCUGAGGUAUUUAAUAAACCAAAGCAUUUAACAAUUGAUUUGACAUCAGAUUUUUGAUUUCAGUUACAACAGUUUUGUGUGUUUUUUGUGUGAUGCUUUUUAACUGCUCUUAUCCCCAUGGCUUUGGUGCCAGUAUCAAAUCAAUUUAAUCAAUAGCUAAACAUUUGGUUUAACAGGUUUUAUAAGAGACUAGUGCUCUAGUGGCUUGACACAUUGGCUGUCAUUCGUUUGUUUUUUAUAUGUAAGUACUUUAUCAUUCCUGCACUAAACAUAUACAGUAACAUGAUUCUAACACCUCAAUGUAUUUGAAGAUGCAUAACACUGCUGAAUACAACUAUUUUGAUUCUAAUGAAAUGCGCAAUAAAGAUGUGUGAAGGUA